AUGGAUCCUGAACAAAGUGUCAAGGGCACCAAGAAGACUGAGGGAAGUCCCCGGAAAAGGCUGACCAAAGGAGAGGCCGUUCAGACCAGUGUCUCAUCCAGCGCCCCGUACCCAGGCAGCAGCACGGCCGCCACCCAAGAGGGCCCCCUCCAAGAGCUCCUAGCCCCACAGCCCUUCCCGGGCCCCUCGUCCGUUCUUAGGGAAGGCUCUCAGGAGAAGACAGGCCAGCCGCAGAAGCCCCCCAAGAGGUCCUCCAUCGAAGCCUCGGUCCACAUCUCCCAGCUUCCGCAACACCCUCUGACACCAGCAUUCAUGUCGCCCGGCAAACCCGAGCAUCUCCUGGAGGGGUCCACAUGGCAGCUGGUCGACCCCAUGAGACCCGGACCCUCAGGCUCUUUCGUGACCCCUGGGCUCCAUCCUCAGAGCCAACUCCUCCCUUCCCAUGCUUCCAUCAUUCCCCCUGAGGACCUGCCUGGCAUCCCCAAAGUCUUUGUGCCCCGUUCCUCACAGGUCUCCUUGAAGCCCACAGAAGAGGCACACAAGAAGGAAAGGAAACCACAGAAGCCGGGCAAGUACAUAUGCCAGUACUGCAGCCGCCCCUGUGCCAAGCCCAGCGUGCUCCAGAAACACAUCCGCUCGCACACAGGUGAGAGGCCCUACCCCUGCGGCCCCUGUGGCUUCUCCUUCAAGACCAAGAGUAACCUCUACAAGCACAGGAAGUCCCACGCCCACCGCAUCAAAGCUGGCCUGGCCUCGGGAAUGGGCGGUGAAAUGUACCCCCCGGGGCUGGAGAUGGAGAGGAUCCCUGGGGAAGAGUUUGAAGAGCCCACGGAAGGGGAGAGCACAGAUUCAGAAGAGGAAACGGGCACGACGUCCACUCACCCCACAGAGCUUUCCCCAAGGCCCAAGCACCCCCUUCUGUCCAGCAGUUUGUACAGCUCUGGGAGCCAGGGUUCCAGCCAUGAACGCUGUUCCCUGUCCCAGUCCAGCUCAGCCCCGUCGCUCGAGGACCCCGGUCCCUUUGUGGAACCCUCAUCCGAACACCCCCUGAGCCAUAAACCCGAGGACACCCACACGAUAAAGCAGAAGCUGGCCCUCCGCUUGAGCGAGAGGAAGAAGGUGAUUGAUGAGCAGGCAUUCCUGAGCCCGGGCAGCAAAGGGAGCACCGAAUCUGGGUAUUUCUCGCGCUCCGAGAGCGCUGAGCAGCAGGUCAGCCCCCCAAACACCAACGCCAGGUCCUACGCCGAGAUCAUCUUCGGCAAGUGCGGGCGCAUUGGGCAGCGGACCGCCAUGCUGACGGCCACCUCCACGCAGCCCCUCCUGCCCCUCUCCACCGAAGACAAGCCCAGCCUGGUGCCUCUGUCCGUGCCCCGGACGCAGGUGAUCGAGCACAUCACCAAGCUCAUCACCAUCAACGAGGCCGUGGUGGACACCAGCGAGAUAGACAGCGUGAAGCCCAGAAGGAGCUCGCUGUCUCGGCGGAGCAGCAUGGAGUCGCCCAAAUCCAGCCUCUACCGGGAGCCCCUGGCCUCCCACGGUGAGAAAACGAAGCCCGAACAAUCACUGCUGAGCCUCCAGCACCCGCCCAGCACCACUCCCCCUGUGCCUCUGCUGAGAAGCCACUCAAUGCCUUCUGCCACCUGCACCCUCAGUACCCCCCACCACACCUUCCGAGGCAGCUACUCCUUCGACGACCACGUCGCCGACUCGGAAGCCCUGAGCCGCAGCAGUCAACUGUUUACCUCCCACCCCCGGAUGCUCAAGCGCCAGCCGGCCAUCGAACUACCCUUGGGCGGGGAGUACAGUUCCGAGGAGGCGGGGCCCAGCAGCAAAGAGGCAGCCUCCAAACUUGCAGAUGAACCGGAACCCAGGGAAAGCGACCUCACCAAAAAGACCAAGAAGGGUUUGAAAAUGAAAGGGGUGAUCUAUGAAUGUAACAUAUGUGGUGCUCGGUACAAGAAAAGGGACAAUUAUGAAGCCCAUAAAAAGUACUACUGCUCGGAGCUUCAGAUGGCAAAGCCGGUCACCACAGGUGCUCACGUGUCUCCGGAAGCCGAAAAGAGUCAGGCCGAGCAUGAGCCCUGGUCCCAGAUGAUGCAUUACAAACUGGGGACCACCUUGGAGCUCACUCCACUGAGGAAGAGGAGGAAAGAGAAGAGCCUCGGGGACGAGGAGGAGCCGCCCGCCUUUGAGUCCACAAAGAGUCAAUUUGGCAGCCCCGGGCCAUCCGAGGCUGCUCGGAACCUUCCCUUGGAAUCCACCAAGUCACCAGCAGAGCCGAAUAAGUCAGUCCCCUCCCUGGAGGGAUCCAAGGGCUUCCAGCCAAGGACUCCCAAGUCAGGGUCCAGUUCAGAAUCAGGGAAGGAGAGGAGAACCACGUCCAAAGAAAUUUCUGUCAUCCAGCACACCAGUUCCUUCGAGAAAUCUGACUCUCUGGAGCAGCCCAGCGGCUUGGAAGGGGAAGACAAGUCUGCGGUCCCAUUCUCAUCACCCCCACCUGCCCCGCAGGGACGCUCAGCUCACUCCCUGCAGCCCAGGUUGGUCCGUCAGCCCAACAUUCAGGUUCCUGAGAUCCUGGUGACUGAGGAGCCCGACCAGCCAGACACAGAGCCGGAGCCACCCCCUAAGGAGCCCGAGAAGACAGAGGAGUUCCAGUGGCCCCAGCGCAGCCAGACGCUUGCCCAGCUCCCAGCUGAGAAGCUGCCACCCAAGAAGAAGAGACUGCGCCUGGCGGAGAUGGCCCAGUCAUCAGGGGAGUCCAGCUUCGAGUCCUCCGUGCCUCUGUCUCGCAGCCCGAGCCAGGAGAGCAGCGUCUCUCUGAGCGGGUCCAGCCGCUCCGCCUCCUUCGAGAGGGAUGACCAUGGAAAAGCCGAAACCGCCGGGCCCUCGUCUGACACACGCCCCAAGCCCUUGGGCACCCACAUGCUGACUGUCCCCAGCCACCACCCGCACGCCCGCGAGAUGCGGAGGUCCGCCUCAGAGCAGAGCCCCAAUGUUUCCCACUCCACCCACAUGACCGAGACACGUAGCAAAUCCUUCGACUACGGCAGCUUGUCCUUGACAGGCCCUUCUGCACCAGCCCCAGUGGCUCCAGCGGCCCCAGCGGCCUCAGUAGCCCCACCAGAGAGAAGAAAAUGCUUUUUGGUGAGACAGGCCUCUCUGAGCAGGCCUCCUGACACCGAGCCAGAGGCCACUCCCAAGGGAAGACAGGAGAGUGAGGAACCAAAGCCCUCAUCCAGUAAAUCUUCAGCCAAAAGCGCAUUGCCCCCCAUUUCCUCUGCAGCCACCUCGCACAGCGGGCACCCCGCAGGCAAGAGCCCGGCGCAGGACAGACCCACGCUGGGGGCCACUCCACCCUACACAGAAGCAUUGCAGGUGUUCCACCACCCCAUUGCCCAGCUCCCCUUGCAGGAGAAACCGUACCUGCCCCCUCCUGUCUCCCUUUUCUCCUUCCAGCACCUCCUACACCAUGAGCCAGGGCAGUCUUCGGAGUUCUUCUCCACCCAGGCCAUGUCCAGCCUGCUCUCCACACCAUACUCCAUGCCGCCACUUCCUCCCUCCUUAUUUCAAGCCCCCCCAUUUCCUCUCCAACCUACUGUUCUGCACCCAGGCCAACUCCACCUCCCGCAGCUCAUGCCUCACCCAGCCAACAUCCCCUUCCGGCAGCCCCCUUCAUUUCUCCCCAUGCCUUACCCUGCCUCCUCAGCACUUUCUUCUGGGUUUUUCCUGCCUCUGCAAUCCCAGUUCACCCUUCAGCUCCCUGGUGAUGUGGAAAGCCGUGUACCCCAGGUCAAAACCAGUCCAGCCACACUGGCAACAGGAACCCCUGGCCUCUCCCCAAGUACAGAAUACAGCAGUGACAUCCAGCUGCCCCCCAUGGCUCCCCAACCCAGCUGCUCAGCACCCACAUCAGCCCCCCCACUGGCCCUGCCCACCUGUCCAGACAGCAUGGUGUCUCUGGUUGUGCCCGUUCGCAUCCAGACCAACACGCCAUCCUACGGGAGCGCCAUGUACACCACUCUCUCCCAGAUCCUGGUCACCCAGUCCCAAGGCAGCUCAGCAACUAUGGCUCUUCCCAAGUUUGAGGAGCCCUCAUGCAAGGGGCCGUCUGUGUGUGGGGCAGAUGUGUACGAGUUCGGGCCCAGACCGGCCGGGGUAAGUGAAGAGCAGAGCAGAGGUUUCCCGACUCCAUACCUGAGAGUGCCUGUGACGUUACCUGAUAGAAAAGGCACUUCCCUAUCAUCAGAGAGUGUCUUGAGCCUGGAGGGGAGUUCAUCAACAGUGGGAGGAAGCAAACGUGUCCUUUCACCAGCUGGCAGCCUUGAACUUACCAUGGAAACCCAGCAGCAAAAAAGAGUGAAGGAAGAGGAGGCUUCCAAGGCAGAUGAAAAACUCGAGCUGGUGAAACCGUGCAGUGUGGUGCUCAGCAACACUGAGGAUAGCAAGAGACCAGAGAAGUCCCACUUGGGCAGCCAGGGCCAGGGAAGAAGGGAGCUAGAAACACUGUCCAGCCUGUCCUCAGAUCCAUCCGACCCAAAGGAAAUUCCUCCCCUUCCUCAGCCCUCAUUGCCCCAUGUGACAGCCCCGGGCUCAGAGGCUUUGAAGGAAUAUGCCCAGCCAUCUGGUAAAUCUCACCGAAGAGGGUUGCUCCCACUGAGUGUGAAGAAAGAAGAUUCCAAGGAACAACCUGACCUCCCUCCACUGGCGCCUCCCAGCUCACAGCCUCUGUCAGAAACGUCCCCCAGACCAGCCAAGUUGCAAGAAGGUACGGACUCAAAGAAGGUACUGCAGUUCCCCAGCCUCCACACGACCACUAAUGUCAGUUGGUGCUAUUUAAACUACAUUAAGCCAAAUCACAUCCAGCAUGCAGAUAGGAGGUCCUCUGUUUACGCUGGUUGGUGCAUAAGUUUGUACAACCCCAACCUUCCGGGGGUUUCCACUAAAGCUGCUUUGUCCCUCCUGAGGUCUAAGCAGAAGGUGAGCAAAGAGACAUACACCAUGGCCACAGCUCCGCAUCCUGAGACGGGAAGGCUUGUGCCAUCCAGCUCCCGCAAGCCCCGCAUGACAGAGGUUCACCUCCCUUCGCUGGUUUCCCCGGAAGGCCAGAAAGAGAUAGCUAGAGUGGAGAAGGAAGAGGAGAAGCGAGGGAAGCCGGAGGAGGAUGCUCCUGCCUCCAAGAGAGGGGAGCCUGCGAGGAUCAAAAUCUUCGAAGGAGGGUACAAAUCAAACGAAGAGUAUGUAUAUGUGCGAGGCCGCGGCCGAGGGAAAUAUGUUUGUGAGGAGUGUGGAAUUCGCUGCAAGAAGCCCAGCAUGCUGAAGAAACACAUCCGCACCCACACUGACGUCCGGCCCUAUGUGUGCAAGCACUGUCACUUUGCUUUUAAAACCAAAGGGAAUCUGACUAAACAUAUGAAGUCGAAGGCCCACAGCAAAAAGUGCCAAGAGACGGGGGUGCUGGAGGAGCUGGAAGCCGAAGAAGGAACCAGUGAUGACCCGUUCCAGGACUCGGAAGGGCGAGAGGGCGCAGAGGCCGUGGCAGAACACCAGUUUUCAGACCUGGACGACUCGGACUCAGACUCGGACCUGGACGAAGAGGAGGAUGAGGACGAGGAGGAGAGCCAGGACGAGCCAUCAGGCCCGUCCUCGGAGGCACCCCCACCUGGCCUGCCAGCCACGCUGCCGGCAGACUCCUCACCUGCUCAGGGGCCUCAGCCCCCAGAUGCAACCUCUGACAACCAGGCCAUGUGGGGCAGCUCAGCCUCAGAAGCUGAGCGCUUGGCAGCGGGCAGCUGCUCCACGUCCAGCCAAAGCACCCUGUGCCUGCCCCAGCUGGGACCUGCCCCACCAGGCCCCGUGGAGAAGGACACAGGCUCGGCCCUGAGCUCCAAGGCCGUGUCCCCAAGAAGGCCGUGGUCCCCGAGCAAAGAAGCAGGCAGCCGCCCACCGCUCGCCCAAAAACACUCCCUAACCAAAAGCGACGCGUCUCCCCAGCGACACUCACCGGCCCGGGAGCCACCGGCCUCAGCCCCGAGCCCGCCCGGCUCCCAGACGGGCCCCCUCCCCCGUGGGUCUCCAAGACUCGAGCUGUCUCCUCUCACCCUCCACCCCCUGGGAAGGGAACUGUCCCCUGGAGCGCACCUGCUCCCCGAACACGAGGGCGCUGCAGACCCACCAGGCCCCCCCAGACACUCGCCCACCAGGAGAUGGUCUCCAGGCCAGGCCGAGUCAUCGCCACGGUCAGCGCUGCCAGGGAAGUGGGCCUUGGCAGGGCCGGGCAGCCCCUUGGCGGGCGAGCGCGGCCCAGGCUCAGGGCUGGCCCCACGGGCUCUCUACCUGCCCGCGCCUCUACCUCACACGCUUCUCGGCAGAAGCCCAGCGGAGACCUGCACCUCCACGUGGCAGAAGGCCGAGUCGCCAGGUCCCUCCCGCUCACCUGGCCCUUCUCAUCCUCUCUUCUCCCGACCCUUCUCCGCCCCCCACGACUUCCACGGCCACACCCCAGCCCGGACAGAGGAGAACGUCUUCAGCCACCUGCCUCUGCACUCCCAGCACUCGGUCCGCGCCCCGUGCCCCCUGAUUCCCAUCGGCGGGAUCCAGAUGGUGCAGGCCCGACCGGGGGCCCACCCCACCCUGCUGCCGGGGCCCCGCGCGGCCUGGCUCAGCGGCUUCUCGGGGGGCGGCAGCGACCUGACGGGGGCCCGGGAGGCCCAGGAGCGAGGCCGCUGGAGUCCCACCGGGAGCUCAUCGGCCUCCGUGUCCCCGGUGGCCAAAGUCUCCAAAUUCACACUCUCCUCGGAGCUGGAGGCCAGGGACCACCCCGAGGAGAGGGGCCGGACGAGUGGGGGCCUGGGCCGACCUCCUGACCGGGAGCCCCACGUGGCCGAGGGGCCCGCAGAGCCCACGCCCACGCCCAGCCCCCGCGCCCCGCCCGAGGCCUCGCCCCGGCCACCGCAGGGCCGCCGGGCAGGGUCCCGCAGCCCCCGCCUGGAGUCGCCGCACGCCCUGGCCGACCCCGCGGCCCCUGCCACCCCGCCGCUGGACCGCAGCAGCUCCGCGGGCUGCCUGGCCGAGGCCUCUGCUCGCUUCCCAGCCCGGAGGAGGAACCUCUCUGGGGAACCCAGGACCAGUCAGGGCUCCCCUGAGCCCUCGGGAAGUGGGGGGCCCGGGGCACCUCCACACCAGCCCGAGGACCGAGGGCCCCGGAGCACCUAGCCUCUCCCCGACCGCUUCAGCAUCUGGAUUCCGGUCUUUGGCAACAGACGUUUCCAGCCGACUUCCUCGGAUCAUCUUGCUGUCACGGGCUCCCUGUCCCAUCUGUUGAUCUGUCCAAGCAGCUUCUGCUCAGCCCUCAUCUGUCUUAUCUUCCCACCAUGUAUGCAGUUACCUGUGCCUUUUUCUAUGACCUUCUGUUGCUUGAAAAGAAACAGACAACACACACACACAUAAAAAGCCCCACGAGGAGUCUGAGGCUGUGAAUAUUUAGGUGGGGCCUCGCCCUGCUCCACUGUGGUCAGCAGCCUCCCCGCAAGGCUGGCAAGAGGUGGUCAGUUGCUAAGAGAAAGGGGAUGCACUGAAGUAGAGAGAAAAAAAAAGAAACUUUAAAAAAUAUAUAAUUAAAUGUAAAAGCAAGCACUCCUAUGUACAGAUGUUUAUGAUUCCUAUUUAUUGCUGCUUUUUCCCACCACAGCUAGUGGCCUCCCCGGCUGCCAGCAGAAGGGCUAGUGGCCCGAGUCAGAGGGACAGGCAGGGAGACUCCAUGGGCAGGCCCAGGAAACUCCCACUUUCUCUUUCCUAGGAUUUCAACACAGACUAUUUGGAGCAGGUAGAAAGUAAGAGCUGGUUGGCUCCUCAGGGCUCCCAGACUCCCAGGUGGCCUGAAUCGUGAUCCCAUCGUUGCAUUUGACUGGUAGACACAUCCCCCUGCCCCUCACCCCAGCACCUCCACUCUGCAUCCCACUCUCGACCUCUGCGCUGGGAAAGGAGCCUUGACCAUCCAUCUCCUGGUUCCUGAGCACCUGACCUCGGCCUUGCUCUCAGGGCCCCAGCCAUUGGCUGCCGUCCUUGUUCUAGAAACUACCCACAAGGCUGAAGUGAUAGGGCCCAACCCCUGGGGGUCAAGAUCCAAGGUGCGUUGCCUUGCCAUUCCUGAGGCCAGGCUUGGGCUUCAUUUCACAUUUGGUCCCUGGGGUACAAAGGGCCCUAUUUCCUCCAUGGCUGGGCUUUUCCAGUGCUCGGCACUGGAAGUUUGCAAGGACCCAUUUCUGGACCUCUUUGCAGCAGGACUGGUCCCCCAUUCCCAUCCCACACACUGUCAGGCCUCCACAACCCCUAGGAAGUACCCAAUACCAUGACGGGUGGGAACUGCCCAGGCCUCCUAUUGGUUGGCUUAAAUCUCUUUUUAAAAAUAAAAUUAAAUAUAUAUAUAUAUAUAAAUCUAGAAAGAGAAUGGUGUUCGAUAUUUCCCCUAGCCUCCUAUUAUCCAAGGUCGUUUAAAUUCUUCUCCAAAGCAAUCAGUAAUAGCUAGUGCCUCCUUC
This is a messenger RNA of Hippopotamus amphibius kiboko, 8534 nucleotides long. RefSeq names its product HIVEP zinc finger 3 (gene HIVEP3). Bases 1 to 7212 code for a protein of 2403 amino acids. Gene Ontology annotation, cellular component: nucleus. Gene Ontology annotation, molecular function: DNA-binding transcription factor activity, RNA polymerase II-specific; RNA polymerase II cis-regulatory region sequence-specific DNA binding. The transcript has 6 exons. Lineage: Eukaryota; Metazoa; Chordata; Mammalia; Artiodactyla; Hippopotamidae. Gene Ontology annotation, biological process: regulation of transcription by RNA polymerase II. The record is from RefSeq and is a predicted model, not a curated record.